GAGACCAAAUCACCCUCGCAUCAAAACUGUCUCAGUGUUCUUUCAGUUACCCACAGAUUUUACAUAGACUAGAAUAUGGCUAUUUGUUUUCAUGCCUGCGUCACUGUGCUCAUUUUACGUUUACAGUUUGCAUGCCUCUAUAAAACAACACAAAACUCUCUAUGCUGUAGUUGUGCGCCUUUCAGACAAAACUGUGGUUACCAAGAGGCCUUUCCGCCCCAUACACGCUCAGAGCUGUGUUCUUCAAACCACCAAGUUACAGGAAGAGACGCACGCAUGUGCAACUUGUCCAAUGCUGUCAAACUACGGAGCUGAAAGACAAAUCAAGUGUUUCAUACUCGGGAAAGAACAUUCUUUGUGACUCGACAAUUAACGGAAUUGAUGAUUGUGCACAAGAUGGAAAGGAGUUGUCAUUAAGCUAUAGCUACUACGAUGUUAAAAUGUGAAGUACAAGAAAAGUCCACCAAUUCAGCUGGGGAAGUCCCAAGGAAAUCCCCUAGCGGAAUUAUUAUUUCGACAGCUUUUCUCAGACAAGACAUGAGGCUGAGCCAACGAACACCAAUUCGAAGACGGUACAAACAAAAUACUACCUUAUAUUUAUGGAAUAGAGUAGACGUUUUGCUUGUAGCAAAACUUCUGUAAAGCGAUUGUUUACGGAGCGGCUGAAUCCGAAGAAGACGAAGCGCGUACCAUGACUAACAUCCCAGUGGAUAACGAUGCACUGAAAGCAAAGAUAAGGAGUUGUUCUGUAUUGACAACGUUUUACCAUGAAACGCAAAGGGAAAUUGCUAAUUUAAGUCAACAGCUGUAUUCUCGGGACAAUGUAAUAUCUGAUUUGAAAGCAAGACUUGGGAAAUACGAAAGGACUUACAUUAAUGUCGAAGGAGAAGAACCUGUGGCGAUUGGACCUUCAAAAUCACUUUUGGAGAGCUUAUGCAAGGAAAUAUGCAAACUAAAACAAAAAUUAAAGGAGUCAGAGACAGAAGGAAACCAACAGUUGGAAGCAAGCAAACUAGAGAUUGAGGGCCUUCAGCGCCAGGUGAGGGAAAAAGAGGAGGAGCUGGAAAGAGCGGCCCAGAGGACAGAUCAGGACCAGCAGCGGGAGAUCCAGCGCCUCUGCGCGGCCCUGGCCGAGAGGGACCGAGUGCAGGCGACGCGCGCCGUCCUCUGCAACUCCCUGGCCGAGGAGGCCGACCAUCUGAGAGGCCAGCUGGGGGCCACGGUGAAGGUCUGCCAGGAUCUGUUGGGCCGCCUGGAGAGGGAGAAGAAGAGAGGAACCCUGGCUGAGGAGCCACAGGUCACCACACAGAAAGAGGAAUCGGCAGAGGCAGCACGUCUGAACGAUUUGGUUGUCAAACUACAGGAGGAGAACCAGCAGCUCAAAAAGAGAGUGGCCUAUGUAGAGAAUCUCAACGCAAAAUGGCAGAAGUACGACUCGAGCCGAGAGGAGUAUGUGAGAGGCCUGUGUCAGAGGCUGAAGGAGUCCACCCUGCUGGUCGCUGGCAGCCCCGCGACCAGACCAGGCCUCAUCGGGCACGGGUUGGGUCUGGCCUCGGCCGGCCCUGGCCUCUUUCAGCAGGAGAUUAGCAGACUAAACAACCUCCUGGAAGAGAAGAUGAGGGACUGUGAGAGGUUGGCUAGGGAGAAGGACGAUGUCCUCCAAAGGGACCAGGAACGCACCCAAAUGCUUGAGCAGCAGGUACUUGCAUAUAUUGAGGACUUCAAGUCAGAGCGGGCUGAUCGAGAAAGAGCUCAAGGGAAGAUUUUAGACCUUCAAGAGGAGGUGGGCCGCCUCCAGCUGCAAAUCCGUAGUCAGAAUACAAGAGAAGCACCCAAGACCUGCCGAAUCCAUGUUGGCCGUAAGAAAUCUCCGCAUAUGGAUGCCGUGACUGAACCGCUGCUCGGGAACAGCCCCGAUCAGCCGACGUCUAAACGCAACGUGGCUCACACGACACCUAGCCCUUCAGGGACUGCUGAGGGCAAUGGAGCAGGGGACCUGCAGUGCCCAUACUGUUUCAGGACCUAUGAUGGCACACACACGACCGAGUACAUGAAACACCUGGACGAGUGUGCCCGGUUGUGACAGAAAACUCGGCUCACUAUCCUUGUGACUGGAGGUGUCUCACGUACCUGUAGCACCCAUUGACAACAGCAAAGCACUACAGAGCAGAGGUCAGCGGAAGGGCCAAACUGACAGCUUCCUGUGAAUCGCAGCUAUACUGGAAUGGUGCCUUGAUAAGGAUUCAUACCUAAAUGCAAAAACGUAAAAGUCUAUUUCCUUGGAUUUUUAUGAAUGGGAAGCCUGGAUAAGUGUUGUGCUGUGUCUGGUCAGUGUCGACAAGUUUAUUUCCAAAGGAUGCUGCAUGUCAAAGACAUCAGAUACAACUGAAUAUAUACCUCAGUUUGAUAUUUUGUUUAUCCCAUAGGUGGUAAACUUUUGCACUUUUUUGCUCAUUUACUAUUAUUUGCCAAAAUGGUUGAAAGCACAAUUUAAUAUUCUAGUGUGUUCAGAAAUGCAUAAGCUUUGGAUAGAAUUCAGAAUAUGAUUAAUACUAUAUAUUACAUUGUCUUAUUAUGGUGCUAUUAAUGUUCUUCUGCUAUAAGUAUGUAUGAUAUUUUGGUUUGUAAAAAAACGCGAUAAUUAGAUAUCUUCUGUCAAAGGUGAAUGCCGAAUUUUAUAGUAAAUUAUUGAAAUAUGUAUCAGUGUUAUACUGGAUUUAGUGAAACGUAUCAGUAUACUGAAGUGUAAUGAAUACAGAUUUUUGUAAUUCACACGCACGAGUACAUUUUCACGCCACAGGCAUCACGUUUCCUUUUAGUCUUGUGAUCUGAUCUACUGUAAAGAUUUAAAUACCAUCUUAGAAUGAUAAUAGUACAUGAUUUUUAGAGUCAGCUCUCACACUUGUUUCACACUUUAAUGUCAUAGUUCACCAUGUCUGUGAACAUCCUAUUUUCAGUUUAACUUCCUUCAUCUAAAAUAUUUGGGAGAAUUUUCCAUGCAUAGGUUUAUUUUUUUUAAAUAAAACACCAUUAUUUGAUGCGCUUGAUGUGUGUGA
Messenger RNA from Engraulis encrasicolus (European anchovy), 3056 nucleotides. It is a transcript of the gene tnip2, whose product is annotated as TNFAIP3 interacting protein 2. The transcript has 6 exons. The record is from RefSeq and is a predicted model, not a curated record. The coding region runs from base 692 to 2083 and encodes 463 amino acids. NCBI's taxonomy places the organism in Eukaryota, Metazoa, Chordata, Actinopteri, Clupeiformes, Engraulidae. Gene Ontology annotation, biological process: cellular response to lipopolysaccharide; positive regulation of canonical NF-kappaB signal transduction; toll-like receptor 2 signaling pathway.